AUGUCUUCCUCCCUUGAAAGCGACCCCGCCCUCGCCCUCCUCCGUGACAACCUCACCCCGAUCCCGCCCCUCUCCCAAUCCACCACCGCCCUGACCGACUUCUUCUCCUCCUUCGCCCGCGCCGAUCCAGAGCCCAGAAUCAUCCUGAUCGGCGACGCAUCCCACGGCACGUCCGAGUUCUACACGGCCCGCGCCGAGCUAACCAAACACCUCAUCCAACAUUACGGCUUCAACAUCGUCGCCGUCGAAGCCGACUGGCCCGACGCCGAAGCCGUCGACCGCUAUGUGCGGCACCGCCCCGGCCCCGGAGCCCGCGCGAGCGUGGGGCCCGAGGGCGAGACUCGGAAGGAAGGGAGGGAGCCGGCGUUCAUGCGGUUUCCCACGUGGAUGUGGCGAAAUCAAGAGGUGCAGCGGUUUACCGAGUGGCUGAGACUGUAUAACAAAGACCGGGAUCCCAAGGGUGCUGACGCCGUGGGGUUUUAUGGCUUAGAUUUGUACAGCCUGGGGGCGUCGAUGAAGGCGGUUAUUGACUAUUUGGAGACUGUGGAUAAGGAGAUGGCGGAGCAGGCAAGGGAGAGGUACGGUCAGAUGAUGGUCUGGGCCGAGGAUCCUCAUGAGUAUGGGCUCGAGGCGCUCGCCAGUGGGUUUAGGGGGUGUGAGAAGGAUGUGGUCAGGGUGCUGAGGGAUCUGUUGGGUAAGAGGUUGGAGUAUGCGGCCAAGAGUAUGGAUGGGGAGGAGUUCCAUAGCGGGGAGCAGAAUGCGAGAUUGGUGAAGGACGCCGAGCUAUACUACAAGGCCAUGUACUAUGGCCGCGACGAGUCGUGGAACUUGAGAGAUCGACACAUGUUUGACACGUUGGUGCGCGUGCUCAAGCAUCGUGGCAAGAAUGGGCCGGCCAAAGCGGUCGUGUGGGCGCACAACAGCCACAUCGGCGACGCCCGCGCCACCAGCAUGGGCUGGUCCCGCGAUGAGCUCAACAUUGGGCAGCUGUGUAAGGAGACAUUUGCCAGACAGGCGCUCAAUAUCGGCUGCAGCACCAACACGGGCACCGUGGCAGCCGCCCGCCGCUGGGACGGCGACAUGCAGGUCAUGAAGGUGCGGCCCGGUCUCCCAAACAGCUACGAGGAGCUCAUGCAUGCGACGGGGGUCAAGAGCUUUGUGCUCGACCUUCGUGAAGGGCAUUGCAACGAGGAGCUGAGGAAGGCGCUCAUGAAGAAGCGGCUGGAGAGAUUUAUUGGUGUCAUUUACGCGCCGCAUACCGAGAGGCAGUCGCACUAUUCGUCGACGGUGCUGCCGGAGCAGCUUGACGGUUUCAUCUGGUUUGAUGAGACCCGCCAUGUGGGCGCGCUCGAGGUCCAUCAGCCUCAUGUGCCUCUCGAGUUUGACGAGACCUGGCCUUUUGGUCUGUAG
Molecule: messenger RNA, 1410 nt
Organism: Parathielavia appendiculata
Lineage: Eukaryota; Fungi; Ascomycota; Sordariomycetes; Sordariales; Chaetomiaceae
Exons: 2
Coding region: 1-1410 (469 amino acids)
Biological process (GO): response to antibiotic
Source: RefSeq, a predicted model, not a curated record